Eruca vesicaria subsp. sativa (arugula) is the source of this 1056-nucleotide messenger RNA. The record is from the annotation of a GenBank genome assembly. Lineage: Eukaryota; Viridiplantae; Streptophyta; Magnoliopsida; Brassicales; Brassicaceae.
AUGCGCGCACCAUCUUUGUUUACGCAAUGCUUGCCCGGUUUGCUUCCUCAGGAUCGUGGCGGUGUGUCUGCACUAUCGUAUAAGGAUUUGCAGCUUCCUACUCCAGCUGUAGAGAUCAUCCCUUCUAAGUCAGCAGCUCAUCACAAGUAUUCAGCGGAGAAUCUAGAUGUUCUUGGUUUACAAGUCUUUAAGGGAAAAGUAAGUGUUGCUGAUAUCAUCGGGCUCUCUGGUUCAGAAACUGCUCCUUCUAAAUACGAAGGUUCCUUGAAAAAUUGGGAUAGUUCCAUUGUCCUUGUUGAUGUCCUUAAAAACGAGAUCCGCGAUGGACAACUUAGCUUCAGGGGCAAAAGGGUCCUUGAGCUAGGUUGCAAUUAUGGAGUUCCUGGGAUAUUUGCCUGCUUGAAAGGUGCUUCCUCAGUCCACUUUCAAGACUUAAAUGCAGAAACAAUUAGAUGUACAACCAUCCCAAACGUUCUUGCAAACCUCGAUCAAGCUCGGGACAGGCAAAGCCGUCAGCCAGAGCCACACACACCAUCAAGACAAGCCGUCUCAGCAUCCGUCCGUUUCUAUGCAGGAGAAUGGGAAGAGCUCCCAACCGUUUUAUCCAUCAUAAGAACCGAUGUCUUCGAACCAGCUGCUAACCAGGCAAUGAGCUUGAGUUUCUCAGAGGAAGAUUUCAAUGACGGAUGUAGCAGCCAAGAUGGGAGCAUUACAGGACAACAAGAUUUCUUCUUAAGGCGAUCAAGGAAGCUCUCUGGAAGCAGAGCUUGGGAAAGAGCCAACGAGACUGAUCAAGGAGGAGAGUGUGGGUAUGAUGUUAUACUAAUGACUGAGAUUCCUUACUCGGUUACUUCUCUCAAGAAACUAUAUUCUCUCAUCAAGAAGUGCCUGAGACCGCCUUAUGGUGUGGUGUAUUUGGCGGCCAAGAAGCAGUAUGUGGGAUUCAGCAGUGGAGCGAGACAUUUGAGGAACUUGGUGGAUGAGGAAACUAUCUUAGGAGCUCAUUUGAUUAAGGAAACUACUGAUAGAGAUGUUUGGAAGUUCUUCCUCAAGUAA